AUGGAGAUUGGAGUGUUUGAAGCCGUCCACUCCGCCUUCGACUGGAUGCCGUUGGGCGCCUUAGUGGCCAACAAGGUGCUGGUUCUCCAUGGCGGCUUGGGUGAUGGCACGUGGGGCCUCAAGGAGCUUGAGCAGAUCAAGCGGCCCAUGCAGGUGCUGGAGAAUGAUCUUGCGCUCAAUGCGCUGUGGUCGGACCCCAGCGAUUCUGACCAUUCCAUGGCACGAGGAGUACAUGCGAACGAGGAGCGGGGCGAGGGUGCCGGCAUCCACCAGUUCGGCCCGGACAUCACCCAGGCCUUCUGCAUGCGCGAGGGCAUUGACCUGGUGAUUCGCUCGCACCAGUUCGUGAGGCAAGGAUAUAAGGUCAUGCACGGUGGACACUUGAUCACCCUUUUCUCCGCUCGAAAUUAUUUGCUGGACGAUGGCGAGCCCUCCAACAACGAUUCUGCCAUGCUUUUGCUGGCCACGGACUUGAAUGGCCACCUCCGAGUGCACCCCAAGCGCCUGGCCUUUCUGCCCGACCCGGCGCCGCCCGCGCCCAGUCGCUGGGCGGUGUUCGCGCAGAGCUUUGGGGAGUGCUGGCAUUUCCUGGCCACUGGUCAGCGCGCAAAACGUGCAAAGCCCAGCGUCACUUUCCGCCGCAAGCUUUCGGAGUCAUCAGCAAGGCAUUAG
Messenger RNA from Effrenium voratum, 672 nucleotides. Lineage: Eukaryota; Dinophyceae; Suessiales; Symbiodiniaceae. The record is from the annotation of a GenBank genome assembly.